UCUGGAUUGUCCGUUUCCGAUUAAAACAUCGUCAAUUAGCGAAUACAGGCGGCAGAAGCUGCGAGUCGUAGAGAAAUUAGGGUUUCAGCAAGCAAGAUGAUAUACGACGUCAACUCACCGCUCUUCCGUUCCUUCCUCAGCCAGAAGGGAGGAGCCUCCGACAAGAGGAAAAUGGAGGAGCAAAAGCCUAGAGAACAGAGACCAAAAGCCAAUGAAAACAAGCCUGUUAUGAAUGAGUGAUGUUGCAUUUAGAAUGGACUUUGGCGUUUCUUGAUCAAAGUUGACUUGUUUCGGAUUUAGCUUUCAGUUUGUAAUGUUCUGAUCUUUGUUUACUUUCUCUAUGUUAAUUUGAAUGUAAUGGAAUUUUAAAUUGAGGUACUAAACCCCCAUCUCUGUUUAGUUGUG
Messenger RNA from Tripterygium wilfordii, 405 nucleotides. Its product is annotated as wound-induced basic protein-like. The record is from RefSeq and is a predicted model, not a curated record. NCBI's taxonomy places the organism in Eukaryota, Viridiplantae, Streptophyta, Magnoliopsida, Celastrales, Celastraceae. Bases 97 to 240 code for a protein of 47 amino acids. The transcript is spliced from 2 exons.